CAAGUGUCGAAAAAUAUCGCCUUUGAGUCGCCGAGGCUGAUCGCGGACUAGUCAUUGGCGAACGAUGAGGGUGGCCGUAGCGUCAGCCAAGGAGGGUCGAAGCGAAGCUUUCCAAGAUUUCAAAUGGGCACUGGGACUGAACCGGCUAAGCCUGCGACUGAUGGGCGUCUGGCCGAACGAGCGCGAUCUGGACGAGGAACUUACGAGUGUGACGUUCCGAGUGCCGGCAAUGAUCGCGACGAUAUCGCUCUGCCUGUUCCUUCCGCAGAUGUACGCCUUGGUACUCGUGUUUAACGAGUUGCCACUGGUCAUCGACAACCUCGUGACCAGCUGCUCUGCCUUGACUUCCUGCGUGAAGCUCUAUUUCGUCUGGCGCAGCAAAACACUGCUGUGGCCGGUGGUGGAGUCGGUCAAGUGCGACUGGUUGCGGCCGAAGCGCUCUUGGGAACGGGAGGCGAUGAAACGAGAGGCAGCCCGAGCCAGGCUGUUCACGAUAAGCGGCUACGUAGUUCUGGCCGGUUGCUACUCCGGCUUCGCCUUCGCGCCACUCUUCGGCAUAAACAUCCGCAUGAUAUCCAACAUCACCGACUACGGCGACAGAUUGCUGAUGGUGCAAUCUUACCUGCCCUACGACUACUCCAAGAGUCCCGCCUACGAGAUCACGCAGACUUCGCAGCUGAUCGCCGGCUUCUUCAUUGGCAUGGCCGUCUCCAUACCCGACAACUACUACGCGGCCUUGGUCUUUCACGUGAGCGCCCAGUUUGAGAUUUUGGGCGACAGAAUCGAGCGCUUUAUCAAAACGGAUCCCGCGGCUGAAACCUUUUCCAGUGACAUAGAUUUCCAGAGAAGCGUUGGUGUCUUUAUCGAUCGGCAUGUCCAUCUGAUUGCGUUAGUAUUACGAUUAACAAUUAAAAUUAUACACUCGAGUUAUCUAGAUUAUUGCAGGUUGGUUACGGCCGUUGAAGAGUCUUUCAAUUUCGUGAUCGCAGCGCAAAUCCUCUGUAUGUCCGUGGUGGUUUGUUGCUUGGGCUUUCAAAUUUUAGGCAUAAUUGGUGGCAAUGAGGAUAAGCCAUCGCUCCUUCAAAUAGUCACACUAGUCGGCACUUUGUUCACACUGAUGAUGCAUACCCUUGUGGAUUGUUUUGCCAGUGAAACUUUAGCCUCUCGCAGUUCUGGCUUCUUUCACAACGUCUACAAUUGCAAGUGGUACACCAUUCCUCAGUACGACACUCGGCUAUUGAUACCUAUGAUGCUGUUGUCCAAGAUCCCCCGAAAACUAACAGCAGGCAAAAUUUUUCACUUGUCUCUUUCAACCUAUUGCAACAUUUUGAAGUCCACUGCUAGUUAUAUUUCGAUGCUGUUAGUCGCUAGCGGCAGGUAAUAUGCUCGGAAAAUGUACAAUGUCCUACAAGGCGUAGAUCCACCCGUAAAGCAUAUAAUGGAUUUGAUCGGGGGCUGGUUCACUGCCACGAAAAUAUACGAGAUACUAAAAUAUAAAUAUAUUUUGUAAUAGAAAAUUAUAUAUAUUUUAUUAGUAAAGAAAUUUGUCGCACUCGUA
Messenger RNA from Phymastichus coffea, 1558 nucleotides. RefSeq lists its product as uncharacterized. Gene Ontology annotation, molecular function: odorant binding; olfactory receptor activity. Lineage: Eukaryota; Metazoa; Arthropoda; Insecta; Hymenoptera; Eulophidae. Gene Ontology annotation, biological process: detection of chemical stimulus involved in sensory perception of smell; sensory perception of smell. The record is from RefSeq and is a predicted model, not a curated record. Bases 65 to 1381 code for a protein of 438 amino acids. Gene Ontology annotation, cellular component: plasma membrane. The transcript has 6 exons.